AUGCCCAAGGCCACCUCCUCCACCUUCAAGGCCGCCCCCACCUCCGCCUCCCAGCGCCCCAAAAAAACCGGCGGGGACGCUUCUGCCGCGGCGGCCGGAGGCGCCAGGAAUCAUCUGUUUGAUACUGCUCGGUUUGGGCAGCAUAUCUUGACGAACCCUCUUGUUGCUCAGGGAAUUGUGGACAAGGCGAAUUUGAAGCCCACCGACGUCGUGCUUGAAGUCGGUCCUGGUACUGGUAACCUGACUGUCCGGAUCCUACCGUCAUGCAGGAAGGUGGUAGCUGUGGAGAUGGACCCGCGGAUGGCUGCCGAAGUGCAGAAACGUGUCUUGGGAAAGCCUGAACAGAAGAAGUUGGAAAUCAUCCUUGGUGAUUUCGUCAAAGCCGAGCUGCCCUACUUUGACGUCCUCAUCUCCAACACUCCUUACCAAAUCUCCUCCCCCCUUGUAUUCAAACUCCUCUCCCAACGCCCCAUCCCCCGCUGCGCCGUCCUCAUGUUCCAACGCGAAUUCGCCCUCCGCCUCGUCGCCACACCCAACACCAAACUCUGGGGCCGUCUCGCCGCCAACGUCCAGCUCUACGCCCGCGUCGAGCACGUCAUGAAAGUCGGCAAAGGCAAUUUCCGCCCGCCCCCGCAGGUGGAGUCGUCGGUGGUGAGGAUCAUGCCGCGGGACCCGCCGCCGCCGGUGAAGUUUGAAGAGUUUGAUGGGUUGAAUAGGAUCAUAUUUAGUAGGGCGAAUAAGACGUUGAGGGCGGGGUUCAGGGCGAAGGGGGUGUUUGAGAUGUUGGAGAAGAAUUAUAGGACUUGUUGUGCUGAGAACGGGACUAUCAUCGACGAUAUGUUUGACAUCAAAGAGAAGGUCGACGCGAUCCUGAUCGACACUGGUUUCUCCGAUAACCGUGCGCAAAAGAUGGACGUUGAUGACCUCUUGAAGUGA
Cryptococcus wingfieldii CBS 7118 is the source of this 936-nucleotide messenger RNA. RefSeq names its product dimethyladenosine transferase. Gene Ontology annotation, molecular function: rRNA (adenine-N6,N6-)-dimethyltransferase activity. The transcript is spliced from 5 exons. Lineage: Eukaryota; Fungi; Basidiomycota; Tremellomycetes; Tremellales; Cryptococcaceae. The record is from RefSeq and is a predicted model, not a curated record. Bases 1 to 936 code for a protein of 311 amino acids. Gene Ontology annotation, cellular component: mitochondrial matrix. Gene Ontology annotation, biological process: rRNA methylation.